GUUACACUAUGUUACCAUACCAAUAUCACAUACUAGAACAUCAUGACUCUAUCCGGGUCGUUGUGUUGCAUCCAAGCUCUCAUAUUUCGGAUCCACUUGUAUGCACGAUCCGACACGUGCGAUUAUCCGACGCAUCCCUCAAAUACGAAGCAUUGUCUUAUACGUGGGGCGAUGCUACUCAUCAAAAAGCCAUCCACUUCAACGAUGGUAGCAUAGAGUUGCGUAUAGGGACGAACUGUCACAACGCUCUCCAACAUCUACGCCAAAAAGAUCAUGACCGGGUGCUAUGGGUUGAUGCUAUCAGUAUUGAUCAGAAAAACCUCACAGAAAGAGCGAGCCAAGUUCGCAUCAUGGACAAGAUCUUUCGCAGUGCAUCUGGCGUGACGGUGUAUCUUGGUGAAGAGACUGCAGGCAGCCACACAUUGUUCAAGGAACUGGCAGAGGUUGACUUGGCACAAGACGGAUACGGUGGGCCGCCGCCUAAUGAUACCACCAUCCGAGAACUAGAAAUUUUGUUCCAAAGAUCAUGGUUUCAACGAGUCUGGGUUCUCCAAGAAGUAAGCAUGAACGAUUCUGUCACGUUUAUGUGCGGCUCAGCCGGCGCAUCUUCAAAUGCUGUAUAUGUCUGUGUCUUCGGUCACUUCGAUACCCGUUUGACAAAGAACUUUCAGCCCCUCGCGUUAUACCUGGUAUACCGCCCCCCGCAAAGAUUUUCAACUCCACAAUUCAAUUUAUGGCAUCUGGUGUUCGAAAGCAGAAUGUGUUCAGCAACGGACCCAAGAGAUAGAGUCUUUGCUCUGAGGUCGCUGAUCGGCCCUGGGCAGACCGAGAUGGAUUCCUUGAUAAAUUAUCUCAAAAGUGUUGAGGAAAUCUUCAUUGAAGUUGCAAUGUUUCUCUUGCCUGUAAUAGGGCUUCGGAUCCUCACUGCCGUUCGCCACCCACACGAGAAGAUGGACAUGCCCUCGUGGAUUCCAGAUUGGUCCCAGAACCUCCCGCUUUCCGCCGUCUUUUUCUUCGAUGAAUCGUGUGAGCCGGGAUCAAUUCAAUACCUACCGACACGGAAGCCUCUCAAUGAACAUCAAAUCCGCAGGGUUUUAGAUAGAGAGAAUAAUCCCCACUUUGAGCUACCUGUCAAAGGUUGUCGAUACGCAGAGGUAGUUUACAAAAGCGAAAUGUUCUCAUUUGCCAACUCGGACGAUGCUGAAGUACAAAUGAAGAAGUUGUAUAACAGCUUUGAUAGCCUUAGGGUGCUAGCCGAUCUGGAAGAUAUUGAGGACAGUUGUACCAUGUACGAGCAACUUGGGCAAGAGAUUGUAGAUGCUAUGUCCCUUUUUGAUGGUGGUGUUCUCCAGGCGUAUCUAGUUCGAGAGGCACAUAGGUUGUUCAAAACUUAUAGCGAUGUCGAGCUUGUACACCAUUUUUUUAAUUCCCUCCAGCUGUGUAGAGUUAUCCUAAUGGAUAACGGUGAGCUAGCAAUCGUAGGCAGAAGCGUGCAUGAAGGAGACGUGGUCUGCGUGUUUUCGGGGGCUGAUUCGCCAUGUGCUCUACGAUCCAAUGAGAAUGGAACUUGGACACUCGUGAGUGGCGAUUGUUUCAUCUUCACAGAAAGUUUUAAGCCUUAUAUGAGUGCUGGGGAGUUCAUGUGCGACGAUUAUGUUGCGCAUCAUCAAGAUCGACUCGAAGAAUUCAAGUUACGAUAAUAUAAACUUGACGCACUACCCAUCUGGAAGUCCACUAUCUUCCUUAAAGCUCUUUGCACGCACCAUAGUCUUAAAUUAGUCCGUCGUAAUGAACCAGGGUCACCAGUAACAUUAAUACAACACACCAAAUUGAAACAUAUCGAUGUAUCAUUGGCCUCACUCACAGCUAUAUCAUUACAUCCGCCAUACAUCUCACCUCACCCACCCCUUGAGCCUCAUCCCUUCACACAAAUCACACAAACUGAGCUUCUACAGCAACAAAUCCUGAUUCCCAUCAUUUCCACCAGGACUCAUAACCAUGUGCUGUGGCUCAUUCUGAUUAACGACCCAUCCGCCUCCAACA
Cucurbitaria berberidis CBS 394.84 is the source of this 2043-nucleotide messenger RNA. RefSeq lists its product as uncharacterized. Bases 9 to 1700 code for a protein of 563 amino acids. The record is from RefSeq and is a predicted model, not a curated record. The transcript is spliced from 3 exons. Lineage: Eukaryota; Fungi; Ascomycota; Dothideomycetes; Pleosporales; Cucurbitariaceae.